AUGGAGAGGUGGCUCCAACACUACAUUCCCGCAGGGUGCCUCCGGGUAGGUGUAGACGAGACCGAGAUACCGCCCGAGGUCUGGAUAUUAUCCGACCUGCAUCAGGGAUGGCGCUUCUUUGUUCGUGGUGGGGACACGGCGCUCGAUCAGAGUAGUUUGCUACCUGCCGCCAGCCAAGCAGCCCUUCUAGGCUCGCGGGCUCUUGCGCCGUUCGCUGGCUUGUUCCACGCUCGAUGGAUCCAGCUUUCUUUUCACUCGGGGACCGUCCGGGUCUACAUAUUCCCACAUGAUAUCGAUUGGAGCAUCACGAGUCGUGGUGGCAGAGAUGGAAGACUGGCCAAGGCUCUAUCUCUGUUGCUGAGGCAGCUUGACUACUCUCCAUACGCCUGGAGUCGCUCAGCUGAUCACUCACCAUGGCGCGAACCAAGAUCGCCUGUCAAUAUUUCUCAAGAUGAUGAUGAAGAAGAGGAAUGCGCCGAGGACUGUUCCCUGCUAGAGCGCUUCAAUAAACUGCCAUCGCCAAACCCACGACUUGACUUGGUGACACCCGAUUCCUUCAACUCAAUUGCCAUGCAGGGCAUCCUGGAAAGUCGGUUACCUGGGCUGCACACACCGCUCUAUGAGCACCAGAGGCGAUCGGCAGCGGUAAUGCUGCAACGCGAGGUAGAACCUGGCCGGGUGGUUGACCCUAGACUGCGCCCUGCUCUCGACCAGGACCAGCAGCCUUGGUACCGUGACGUUGAUGCUGGCCUUGUUCUUAGAGAACCACGACUAUAUGACGGGAUAUCUGGUGGCAUCCUUGCCGAAGAGAUGGGCACAGGCAAGACUCUUAUCUGUUUAGCAGUUAUUCUGGCCACAAAGCAUUUACCGGCCGAAGCACCAGACCCACUGCUAGUCAACUGGCCUACUAGACCGAGAGUUGCUUCUCUUAUGGACAUGGCAGCAGCCGCAGUCCAGCGCUACUCCUAUCCGUGGAAACUAUACCUAUCGACGCAACCCACAGACAGUCGUGAUUGGUAUCGUGGCUGCGUGAAAGCACUAGAAUCUCAUGAAAACAGGGCUUAUUACGAGCUCAGAAACCCUCUCGUCGAGACGCGCAAAUGUGGGAGAGUCGCCAUCCCAACGCCCCCCGCUAGGAAGAUCUAUCUGAGCGGCGCUAGCCUCAUCAUUGUCCCAGCAAAUCUCGUAACGCAGUGGCAACAAGAGAUCAGGAAACACACAUCCGGGCUACGGGUCCUCACACUUGCAGAAAGUAAAGCAGCCAUUCCACCUCUUUCUGUACUGUUAGGAUACGACAUCAUAAUUUUCUCGCAACACCGCUUCGAGAAGAUUGAGAGGGAUCGGAUAGGUACGGAUGGUCGCCCGCUCGACCCACCUUGCCCCUUGGAGCACAUGCGCUUCAAGAGGUGCAUCAUAGACGAAGGACACAAGUUGGGGAGUCACCGAUCCCACUGGAAAAGUGACCUUACCAGGGGGCUUGAAAGGCUUCAUAUUGCUGCAAAAUGGGUUGUCACUGGUACGCCCUCACGUGGUCUUUAUGGCGUCGAUCAGACAAAGCCACUCGGAAACAGGAGAGAUAGUACGAGGAGAGAUGACCUGCAAGCCAUCAACAAACAAGAACGUGAUGAUCUGCAACGUAUUGGCAACAUCGCUUCUAGUUUUCUGAAGGCCCGACCGUGGUCAAAUACACGAGACGAGGUUGGCGACACAAUUGCCGACUGGAACAAAUACGUGUUGCAACCACGGCAUCACAGCAAGAGUAAUGGCCGAAAAGAUUGCCUGAAGGCUACUCUCGAAUCUCUGAUUAUCCGUAACCGACUGUCUGAUGUUAGUCACCAUCUUCCAUCAGUGGAGGAGAAGAUUGUCUUUCUAGAUGGCUCCUACCAAGACCGACUGUCCCUAAACGUAUUCUCGAUGAUGAUAAUCUUCAACUCGAUUCAAUCACAACGGACCGACCAAGAUUACUUCUUUCACACACGAAACAGAAAAGAUCUCCUGCAGCUCGUUAGUAACUUGAGGCAGGCGAGCUUCUUCGGUAGUGUAUUCUUUUCCGUGGAAGAAAUCAGAAAAUCGAUUGAGACAGCAGAGGAUUUUCUGAAAAGAAAGGAUGUCCCUAUCAGUCCCGAAGACAAUGAUAUACUAAACCAGGCAAUAAAUUUCGGCAAAAUAGCGUCCAACAACCAACUCAAGGCUGUCUGCAACCAAUUUCACUCAAUGCCCUUAUAUCUCAAGUCCUUCCCCGGUGGUAACGGAAAGCAUUGGUCCCUCGAUGACAGAGACACCGAGGAAACAGAGCCAGUCUGUACGGAUGCUGGUUUGAUUCUUGAACUACAAAAGUACCUGAAUCCCUGCCUAGAUGCCCCGACGUCCUUAAAUCUCAUGAUCCAAAAUGGUGACUUGGCACGACAUGGCGAUGCGGCAAGAGCUCAAGCUGCGCAAGAAGCGAACCAUGCUGCUGGAAAUUCGAGCCUAUCCAGCGCGCCCUCUUCCUCUCUAGCUGGGAAUACAUCCUUGGGUAUUGAUAGGCAUAGUUUACGCAAAUCGACUAUCCCUUCCGAACAAGACGCCACAGACGCGAGUUUUUCAAGCUCGGAAAUUGAGAUUGCACAACCUCUCGCCAUGACCCAGAUCAUCUCGACGAUCUCUGCGAAACUGUCCUAUCUAAUCGACUCCAUCGUUCGGCAUAAAGAUGAAGAGCAGAUCAUUGUAUUCUAUGACAAUGACAACGUGGCGUGGUAUUUGGCAGCAGUGCUUGAGAUCCUCCAAAUCCACCAUCUUAUCUAUUCUAGGAAGGGACUUGACGCUAAGCGACGGGCACAAUACGUCAGCACAUUCACCAAUAAUCCCAAGUUCCGGGUGCUACUGAUGGAUAUAUCACAAGCUGCUUUCGGUCUCGACAUGCGCAGCGCUUCACGAAUCUACUUUGUCAGCCCGGUGCUAAACCCGCAGGUUGAGGCUCAGGCCAUCGGUCGAGCGCGCCGCAUUAGCCAGCAGAAGCCGGUGACGGUCGAGACAUUGGUGCUACGGAACAGCAUCGAGGAAGUCAUCGUCGAGCGCCGCAAGAACAUGACGGCCGCCGAACACCGCAAGGUCAAGAACAUCCUUGACGACAAACCAAUGUAUAACUGGAUCCUGAAUGCCAAGAUCAUGCCAAUGCCCGAGGUUGAGGACGAUGUCGCGCAGACGGCGCGGCUGAAGGUGCCUCAGCUCGUCUUCGGCAGGGGCUUCGGGCGACAGCUGCACCCGGAUGAAGACCUCAUCAUGGACAGCCCCGAAGCGAAGGACAAAGAGCGAGGCACCGUGCUGGCAACGGAAAAGGUCCCUAUCUCGUUCAAGCUCGGCGGCCUGAAGCGAUCACGCGCUUCCACUCCAGCCCCAACGGCUGUGGAGAGCAGCAGUGCCGAAGCGGCACCUCGGGUCAAAAAGAGGGCCCGUGUUGCUUUCGCUGAUGAUGCCUGA
Messenger RNA from Neoarthrinium moseri, 3459 nucleotides. RefSeq lists its product as uncharacterized. Bases 1 to 3459 code for a protein of 1152 amino acids. Lineage: Eukaryota; Fungi; Ascomycota; Sordariomycetes; Amphisphaeriales; Apiosporaceae. Gene Ontology annotation, molecular function: ATP binding; ATP-dependent chromatin remodeler activity. The record is from RefSeq and is a predicted model, not a curated record. The transcript has 2 exons.